Hibiscus syriacus is the source of this 1067-nucleotide messenger RNA. Its product is annotated as thioredoxin O1, mitochondrial-like. The record is from RefSeq and is a predicted model, not a curated record. The coding region runs from base 71 to 838 and encodes 255 amino acids. NCBI's taxonomy places the organism in Eukaryota, Viridiplantae, Streptophyta, Magnoliopsida, Malvales, Malvaceae. The transcript is spliced from 7 exons.
UCUCACUUCCACUCUCCUGCUUUCAGCAAGAGAAACCCUGUAUAUGUGGGGAGGCAAAAAAUAAAAUAAAAUGAGAGGGCAAUCGAUUCUCCGUCCAUUUCUUCUCCGUCAAGCGUACAACGUCCACUCUAUUUCGUCUUCUUCUUCUCAGAUUCCUCUUACUCAGAGUAGCUUAAACUCAGCCUCUGAGAAAAGCCCUUCAAUCCCCAAAACCCCAUUCUCUGUUUGGAGCCCCCGAAAUCCUAGUCUCUCCCGACCUUUCUUGGACAUUUCUCCGGAUUUUUUCAAACCAUUUUUCCUCGAAGACGUGCCGGUUCCAGAGAAUGUUGUCUCUGUUAAGACGGAAGAAGAGGUCGAUGCCGCUGUUACCAGAAUUGAAAGCGAAUCCGUGCCGGCUGUUCUCUAUUUCACUGCUGCAUGGUGUGCUCCUUGCCGAUUCAUAGGUCCUGUCAUGGAAGAGUUGGCUCGGAGAACUCCUGAAGUAACAAUUUAUAAGAUAGAUAUCGAUGAGAAAAUCCUUUCUCGCAAACGGGAAGAACUAAAUGUUAAAUCUGUGCCAACUAUUCGUUACUUUAAAGAAGGCAAAAACGAGGAUGAAGUUGUUGGUGCUGAUACUUCACGCAUAGUCCGUACAAUGCAGAGACUUUAUAACAUGAUUGAUCCAAAGAAGGAUGAUGAUUUAAAAGAUGUAAAUGAAUCAUUCAAAGAAGAGGUAAAUGAAAAGGUGAUGCCUGAUGAAGACGACAAAGCCUUUUCUCAAGCAGUGGAGAAAUUUUGUAAAAUGAUUGAAUCGAUUGAUCCAAAGAGUGGUGGUGAGUCAAAAGAAAAGGUAAAUUAAAAGGAGAUGCCUGAUGAUGAGUUCCCAGCCUUUUCUCAAGCAAUCCAAAAGGGGAAUAAAGGGUGUUAGGAUUUCCUUAUGUUGAAUGAUUGUUAGAUUUUAUUUUGAAGAGUAGGCUCGUAACUGAGUUUACCGGUCAAGCACGGAACUUGGUCGAGUAGAAUUGUAAGGUGAGAUACAUAGUUAUGAUAUUUUUAUGGUACGUGCAGUUUGAUUUGUUAAUAUCUUU